AUGCAAAAGCUCGCAUUUACUCUCAAACAGCUAGGAAAGGCUCCUGAUGCCUUGAACCUCCUUAGAAGAUGUGUCGACCUUCGCAUCAAUAUAUUAGGCUCGCAUCAUCCGCAUGCUAUAUCCUCGUCAAACACCCUUCGUGACUGGGAAACAGCAGCAGUCCAGCCUUCAAAAUGUCAGCAACCACAUGCUUCAUUACCUGGUUCGUCGCAUCUGAAUCCCAUGCAUGCUGCUGCCAACAUUCAUCCUACCUCGGCUUCGAAACCCGUUGGACGCAAACGGCGAUUCUUUAUGAGCUUAUUCUCCCGACGAUGA
This is a messenger RNA of Aspergillus sclerotioniger CBS 115572, 315 nucleotides long. Its product is annotated as tetratricopeptide repeat protein. Gene Ontology annotation, molecular function: protein binding. Lineage: Eukaryota; Fungi; Ascomycota; Eurotiomycetes; Eurotiales; Aspergillaceae. The coding region runs from base 1 to 315 and encodes 104 amino acids. The transcript has a single exon. The record is from RefSeq and is a predicted model, not a curated record.